Molecule: messenger RNA, 1392 nt
Organism: Cyclopterus lumpus (lumpfish)
Lineage: Eukaryota; Metazoa; Chordata; Actinopteri; Perciformes; Cyclopteridae
Product: DNA-directed RNA polymerase II subunit RPB1-like
Exons: 5
Coding region: 50-577 (175 amino acids)
Source: RefSeq, a predicted model, not a curated record
CUACAACCUCCGAGAACUGCUGAGGACGAGCUGCUGGUUGAAGGGAAACAUGGCGUCUGCAACGUGUUCAAGGCUUUCUUGGAUCUGUCUGCUGCUGUUCAGUGGUGGAGCUUGUUUUCCUGCUUCUAAAGACUACAGACCUGUCUUCAUGGCUGCAGGAGGUGCCGAGUCCUCCUUCUACAACCCAACAUCUCGUGUUGCUCCUGCAACCUCCAGUCCUGGUUCCCCCUCUGGUUCCCCCUCUGGUUCCCCCUCUGGAUCUCCCUCUGGUUCUCCCUGGGAGUUUCUGUCUGCAGAGGGCGCUGACUCGUCGUUCUACGACCCGACCAACUGGAUGUUGUCUCGUGGCUUCCCGGCUUUCGGCGCCUGGGAUUUGCCUGCCGAGGCGCCGCAGAGUCCUCUUCCUCCCUCGACCUUCAUCGUCCAGUCCAGAAACGGCUACCAGCGAGCUCUCGGGGUCUCUUCUCGCACCAGGUACUCUCCAGAGUACCCUAAACCACGAGAGACUGGGCCUUGGUUCUCCCCAGAGUACCCUAAACCACUAGAGACCGGGCCCAAAGGAGGAACGAGGGGCUAAUGAGGUGAACUUCAUUACGAGAGCUUCAGUCUGGAAGAGUUUUGAAAAGACCCACACAUCAACUGUGUGUCCAUAAGAUCUGAUUUAGGAUCAGGAGAACCCGGUUCUGGAUCUGACCCGGAAUGAUGUAACAGUCGGAGUUGAAGGGCAGCAUGUCGAAGGAGAUCUCCGCCUCGCGCUCGUACCGCAGCACGUGGUUGUGGUGGGAGUCCUCUGGAGCCACGGAGACCGGGUCCGGGUCCAGGUCCCGCGGCGCGACCUCCGGCCUCCUCCUGCGUGGUGGUAGGACACCGCGGAGCUGGAGCAGAACCUGCCGCAGCCCAGGAUGCUGGAGAAGGCGUAGACCACCGGGUUCAGGGCCGAGUUGGCCCAGCCGAACCACACGAAGGUGCUGAAGGUGGUCUCGCUGACGCACGCCGGGUCCGGCUCGCAGAAGGGGACCACGCAGUUCAGGACAAAGAACGGCAGCCAGCAGAAGACGAACACCCCCAUGAUGACGGACAGGGUCUUCAGGACCCUUGUGUACGUGCCCACCAUGAUCCCCACGGGGAUGUAGAAGCUGAUGAGGGACGAGGAGAUGGCGUAGGUCCGGUUCAGGCUGGCGAGGACGGAGAGGGUCCAGGCCGCCCCGAUCCUCAGGGAGGCGAACCGGCGCGUCAUCUCGCGCUCGUACCGGAAGGGGUUGGAGAUGGCCCAGUAGGGUCCAUGCUGAUGAUGCACAGGUGGAGGCGGUGGAGCACAUGAGGUCGAAGGCCACCCAGGUGGCCGAAGAGCCAGAGGUCGGACACCUCGGACACCGCCCGCCACGGCGUCAC